AUGCUCAAGCUUACAGUAACCGCGCGUCGUACUGGGUGCUCCUUACGUGAAAAGCUGGGUACUGACGAGAAGAAGCGGAAAGCUUUGGAUACCAUUUUAAUCGAUUUGGAAGAAGAUCAACCUGGUCCGAGUACAGCUCCGGAUUCUAGAGAAGUCCAACUUUACGCGAAGAGCUACUCAAAUCCCCUAAUCAUUUCUGCAGCCAAGAACCUGCCCCAGAUGCUCGUCAAGUUGGAGAAAUUUUUAUUGAACGACGAUGGGUGUCAGAGACUGAGCUACGAUUUCAAGUUCCAUUUUGAUUGCCCGAUGGCGGAGGCUUUGAACAAUCCAAGGAGGGUGUGCAGCAAGUUACCGUACGGUAUCAACCCGGCCUCACCAAUGGAAGUACCAUCUGAAUUACGACUCACUAGAGAUCAACUACCUCAUAUGAAACAAUUAAAGCCAAUGUUCGAGCUACUAUUAAAUUAUGGUCUCGAUACGUUAUAUCCUUACAUGCGACGAUUGGAGAUGGGAGAUGAAGAGCUAGUGUUGUUACGGGUUAUAUUGAUGUUUUCUCACAGCAUGGGCUACUCGGAGAAAAGUGCCAAGAUCUGUAAAAAAGUGUAUAAAACCUACAGUAACCUGCUUUUUGAGCACCUCCAAAUCAAGUACCAGUGCGAGAAGAAGGCAUUUGAAAUGUUUUUGGCGUAUAUGGAAGUGCCGAAUUUUAUACGCGUAAUAACGCACAAAUUGAUGCCCGAAUUCGGGCGCCACGUCAUCUUCAAGGAGGCCGAGAUGGGCGGUCAGCUAACGGAGAAUAUUUUUUGUCUUGGCAGU
Mesorhabditis spiculigera is the source of this 816-nucleotide messenger RNA. Lineage: Eukaryota; Metazoa; Nematoda; Chromadorea; Rhabditida; Rhabditidae. The record is from the annotation of a GenBank genome assembly.